This is a messenger RNA of Gracilinanus agilis (Agile Gracile Mouse Opossum), 351 nucleotides long. RefSeq names its product 60S ribosomal protein L35a-like. Gene Ontology annotation, molecular function: structural constituent of ribosome. The transcript has a single exon. Gene Ontology annotation, cellular component: ribosome; cytosolic large ribosomal subunit. NCBI's taxonomy places the organism in Eukaryota, Metazoa, Chordata, Mammalia, Didelphimorphia, Didelphidae. The coding region runs from base 1 to 351 and encodes 116 amino acids. Gene Ontology annotation, biological process: ribosomal large subunit biogenesis; cytoplasmic translation. The record is from RefSeq and is a predicted model, not a curated record.
AUGUCAGGAAAGCUCUGGUCUAAGGCAAUUUUUGCUGGCUACAAGCGAGGCCUACGAAACCAGAGAGAACCCACAGCCCUUCUCAAAAUUGAAGGAGUCUAUGCCCGAGACGAAACUGAAUUCUACUUAGGCAAGAGAUGUGCCUAUGUGUACAAAGCAAAAAACAACACAGUAACUCCUGGUGGGAAACCCAACAGAACAAGAGUGAUUUGGGGGAAAGUUACUCGGGCUCAUGGAAAUAGUGGGGUGGUCCUAGCCAAGUUCAGAAGCAAUCUUCCUGCCAAGGCCAUUGGACACAGGACCCGAAUGAUGCUCUAUCCCUCAAGGAUCGAGAAUAUGAAAGUUGACUAA